This is a messenger RNA of Alexandromys fortis (reed vole), 3113 nucleotides long. It is a transcript of the gene Maf, whose product is annotated as MAF bZIP transcription factor. Gene Ontology annotation, cellular component: nucleus. Gene Ontology annotation, molecular function: RNA polymerase II cis-regulatory region sequence-specific DNA binding; DNA-binding transcription factor activity, RNA polymerase II-specific. The transcript is spliced from 2 exons. Gene Ontology annotation, biological process: lens fiber cell differentiation; regulation of transcription by RNA polymerase II. The coding region runs from base 183 to 1427 and encodes 414 amino acids. The record is from RefSeq and is a predicted model, not a curated record. NCBI's taxonomy places the organism in Eukaryota, Metazoa, Chordata, Mammalia, Rodentia, Cricetidae.
GCGGGCAGGGCGGGGGGUGUGUGCACGCUCGAGCUUUCGGGCCACAGCCACCGCCGCGCGAGCUAGAAGCGCCUUAGCCCGGCAAGCUGGCUCACCCGCUGGCCACCCAGCACAGCCCGCUGGCCCCUCUCCUGCAGCCCAUCUGGCGGAGCGGCGGCGGCGGCGGCGGCGGAGGCAGGAGGAUGGCUUCAGAACUGGCAAUGAACAAUUCCGACCUGCCCACCAGUCCCCUGGCCAUGGAAUAUGUUAAUGACUUCGAUCUGAUGAAGUUUGAAGUGAAAAAGGAACCGGUGGAGACCGACCGCAUCAUCAGCCAGUGUGGCCGUCUCAUCGCCGGGGGCUCGCUGUCCUCCACCCCCAUGAGCACGCCCUGCAGCUCGGUGCCCCCGUCCCCCAGCUUCUCGGCGCCCAGUCCAGGCUCGGGCAGCGAACAGAAGGCGCACCUGGAAGACUACUACUGGAUGACCGGCUACCCGCAGCAGCUCAACCCCGAGGCGCUGGGCUUCAGCCCGGAGGACGCGGUCGAGGCGCUCAUCAGCAACAGCCACCAGCUCCAGGGUGGCUUCGAUGGCUACGCGCGGGGAGCACAGCAGCUGGCCGCGGCGGCGGGGGCCGGCGCCGGCGCCUCCCUGGGCGGCAGCGGCGAGGAGAUGGGCCCCGCCGCCGCCGUGGUGUCCGCCGUGAUCGCCGCGGCCGCCGCGCAGAGCGGCGCGGCACCCCACUACCAUCACCACCAUCACCACGCCGCGGGGCACCACCACCACCCGACGGCCGGCGCCCCGGGAGCCGCGGGCGGCGCGUCCGCCUCUGCGGGCGGCGCGGGUGGCGCGGGCGGCGGUGGACCGACCAGCGCCGGCGGCGGCGGCGGCGGGGGCGCGGCGGGGGCGGGGGGCGCCCUGCACCCGCACCAUGCCGCGAGCGGCCUGCACUUCGACGACCGCUUCUCGGACGAGCAGUUGGUGACCAUGUCGGUGCGCGAGCUGAACCGGCAGCUGCGCGGGGUCAGCAAGGAGGAGGUGAUCCGGCUGAAGCAGAAGAGGCGGACCCUGAAAAACCGCGGCUAUGCCCAGUCCUGCCGCUUCAAGAGGGUGCAGCAGAGACACGUCCUGGAGUCGGAGAAGAACCAGCUGCUGCAGCAGGUCGACCACCUCAAGCAGGAGAUCUCCAGGCUGGUGCGCGAAAGGGACGCCUACAAGGAGAAAUACGAGAAGUUGGUGAGCAGCGGGUUCCGAGAAAACGGCUCCAGCAGCGACAACCCGUCCUCUCCCGAAUUUUUCAUAGAAGACAGUCUGCUUAUUCGCCCCCUUGUUGCGUGCACACAAGCAAGGUUUUGUUUUCUGAGAUUGGAAACUAUUUUUUACCAAGGUACCUUUGGACACACUUGCACCCAGGAUGUCAGUGCAUGUGACGAGCAUCUUGGAGCCUGAAGCACCUGAGCAGGGGGUUCUCUGGAGCUCUCCCUUUCAAAGAAGAAGAAAAUACACAGAAGGGGCCCUCCAUGAGUACCCCGGCAGGCAUGCGUGGAGAUGGACCGUCAUGAUACGUAGGACCUUAUUUUCUUAAGCAGACACUGUGUGAUUUAACUUAAGACAUUUCGCUUUGAACUGCUUUAGCUACAGAGAUUAUGAGAAAAAAUUUUAAAAAUGCAUCCUUCAAGAACCAGUGACAUUGAACAUGUGUUAGGGCCACAUGGAAGGCCACACCUGUUUGUCGGAGUUAGAAUAAACAUCCGUGCACUCAAACAUCCCACCCAGCCACCAACAGACUUGAAGGAUGUGAGGAGAAGCUGCUGGGGAACAGCGGUCUCCCAGGAGACAGAACCGAUGUCGUCUUCAGCCCUUUAAACAAGUCCAGCAGCAGAAACUUGCGUCCCCUAUAAAGAAGUGGAGGGGACUGGGCACAAAGCAAUGUAGGGGCCAGGCGACCAGUUAGUACUAUCUUGCUUAGGUGUUUACCAUGCCACUUCCUCCCCAGUUAGUCUGUCCCCAACCUUCCUGGGUCACACACUCCAGCCUUUAAGCCUCAGUUUGUACUGUAAGAACCCAAGCAUCCUCUCCGUGGCCUCUUUUCCUGAGCAGGAUGGAGUGUGGCUCAGAGGAAAGGACACAUAACAUGAUUAGUAUCUGGAGGUCCAGAGCCGUGACUUCUCAUGGCCUUGGCCCCCAAGGACCCUUGUUGGUUUCCAAACAAAUGAUUCUGUAUCUUGAUUUUAGGAAAUAAUAGAAAAGGCCUUUCCGCUCAAAAAAUAAUGCUCACCAUUCCAGCCGCGGUUUGAAAUUGAUGACAUUCAAUUGAAAUUGGGACGUAAUUGAUGACACAUCUCCUUAAAAUUCUAUAAUGUGUAAGGAGUCACUCAGGACCCUGCUGGGCACUGAAGAUAAAUCCGUGUUGGUUAAGCACGCCAACGAAAGCCCUGUUGAAUACAAGUUGUCAGAGAAAUCGGCACUGGUACUGGAAAGAAUACAAUUUCCACAUCUUGAAGAUAGGAAUUGUCCCUCAAAGAGGAGCAUAAAGGAUUAAAUAUGGUAAUAUAUGUAAAGCGCUUGGAUUAAAUAUGUUAAUGUAUGUAAAACACCUGCACUGGGUAAACACCCCCACCAUGUUCAGCUUGGACAAUGUUACACGGGAUGAAAUUCUGACCUUGACACUUAACAAGCCUUGGUUUACAUCAGAAUGACUUUGUGAUUACAGUAUCGAACUGCCCCCCCAACCCCCCUUUGCUUUAAAAUAAACAAUUUCAAAAUCAGAAAACGGAGGUUGGUGUAGAACAAUAGCUUAUGGCUAUCCUUUUAUUAAAAACCCCAUCACCCCUAAAAAUAUAAAAUCAUUGCGCUUUGGGGAUCUCUCUGCUCAAAUAAUUUAGGAAAAUUGUGUGUUAAACAUUUAAUAUUGCUGUCAUCCAUCUCCGAGCUUUUAUAUGCUAAUAUGUAUGCCCCGUAUACAUAUUAUACUAACACAGAUGGCAUGCAGUAUUUUCCAAACUUGUGCGAACAUGGACCCUGAUUUUUAAACAACCAUUUCCUGUAAAUAGCAUUGUGCUGGGGCAAUUUUGGAAAAAGAAAUGAUGAUUGCCUAAAGUAUUAAAGUCCUGACAUUUCUUUCAUUGAGCACUA